AUGGGAGACGAGGUCACGCAGAAGAUAGAGAAGGAGGUGGAAGAUCUUCAGGGAGCUCUCAAAGACCAGCUGAAGACCCAAAGAGACCUUGGAGACCUCGAGGCGAACUUAAAGUCUGAAACGUUUACGCUGGAGAGGGCAACUGAGGAACACAAAGCAGCUGCAGAAGAGGCCAAGAACAAGCUAUUCUGGAAGAACUUCAAGUACUUUCUCAUUGCAGGGAUAGUGGUGGUGCUACUUUUGUUCGGGAUUUUUGGAAACAUUUUCAAGAAAUGA
Encephalitozoon cuniculi GB-M1 is the source of this 276-nucleotide messenger RNA. RefSeq lists its product as uncharacterized. The record is from RefSeq and is marked provisional. Lineage: Eukaryota; Fungi; Microsporidia; Unikaryonidae. The transcript has a single exon. Bases 1 to 276 code for a protein of 91 amino acids.